Messenger RNA from Ceraceosorus guamensis, 1897 nucleotides. RefSeq names its product phosphoglycerate mutase-like protein. Lineage: Eukaryota; Fungi; Basidiomycota; Exobasidiomycetes; Ceraceosorales; Ceraceosoraceae. Gene Ontology annotation, cellular component: fungal-type cell wall. Bases 188 to 1762 code for a protein of 524 amino acids. Gene Ontology annotation, molecular function: acid phosphatase activity. The transcript is spliced from 7 exons. The record is from RefSeq and is a predicted model, not a curated record.
UAACAGCCAUGUAGGGCCGCCCUCCGGCUCGCUCAUUCACGCUACUACUACUACUAUCUUCUGCUUACAUAUACACGCUCGCCCCUCCUGGCCUAUCUUUCAAGCUUCGCCAUGCCAUGCCGACUAGCCACACCUCUUCCUUUCUCUCACGACCGCGCCUACCCGCCAUUUCUCACAUUACGGCAAGAUGCUGUGGCCGAUGCCUCGCAAGAGCGUCACUCUCAGCGCUAUCCUGCUCGUUUGCUUGAGCUCAACCCGCUCAGCACCCGCACCCGCACCCGCACCCGCACCUGCCUACCAACAAUCCUUCCAAUCGCCGCUACUGACCUCCCCUGAUAAAUCACCUCAUCAUGGCGACUGGGAUCCGCUGGAGCACAUGUCUGGAAUAAGUCCUUAUCAUGAUGCUCCGGGCGCUAAUCUCAAACUUCCAAAAGGAUGCACCUCCAGAGCCAUCGCGAUGCUCAUCAGGCACUCCUCCAUCGCAGCGAACGACGACGAGUGGGAAGAAUACAUGGAACCAUUUGUCCAGCGACUUGCCUCUCACUUUGCUUCGCCAGACGCAGAUUGGCCCAAGAGCGGCCGACUCGCUUUCCUUCGCGGAUGGAAAUCGCCCAUCUCUUCUGACAAUCUCGAAGCGCUCACAGAGCCCGGAGCGCACGACGCAUAUAGACAAGGGAAAAGAUUGAGACAUCUUCAUCCUCACUUAUUUCCUCCUUUGGAGUUGGGUAAAAAGACAAGGGAGGCUGGUGGAGGAGGGAAGGUCAAGACGCCUUUCAAGGUCUGGUCCGCUUCAAGCGAUAGGGACGUAGGGACAGCAAAGAACUGGAUCAGGGGCGCUUUUCCCGAAUGGCAGAGAGGAGAGAGCGGAGAAGGGGAUGGAAAGCACCUCACUUUGAUCACGGUCAACAAUAAGGACCCAAAUUGGGGCUACUCCCUCACACCUCACAAGGUCUGCAAGAAGUUUUCCAAAGAGCCAGGCACGCAAGAACAGAGAGAAUGGCUAGAGGUCUUUGGUCAGAGACCGUUGCGGCAGCUCAAGAACUUGGCCCCUGAAUUCGAUUGGAAACUUGAGGAUGUCAUUGCUCUUCCCAUGCUUUGUGGAUACGAAAGCGUCAUCUUUGGUGUGGGCAAAUCCCACUUCUGCGACAUUUUCGAUCACAAGACCUUUAGAGACUUUGGGUAUUGGAACGACUUGCGUUAUCACAAGAUGGUCGGAUAUGGAUCACCCCUCGCUCCAUACCUCGGAGCGCAGUGGCUAAACACCUCAACACACAAUCUGUUGGCUAUUGGCAAGGACGCGGAUCCUCACGACGAUGUUUCUUUCCGGGCAUCGCUGGACGACCCGCUACCUCUCCCGCCCAAUCAGACCCACACGCAGUACCUCUUCCCUUACUUCACUCAUCGUGAGGAGCCUCCCAUGGCGCUGGUCGCACUGGGUAUCUGGAACCAGACUGCGCAAUACGAUUUGCCAACGGAUCGCAACCCAGAAGAUCGCGUGUGGCACACUUCGCACGUCCUGCCCUUUUUGGGCCAUGUGGCUCUGGAACGCAUCACUUGUUCUCCCUCUACCACCGCAACCAGCAGCAGCCUCUCAAAGGCAGACUUUGUAAGGGUCAUUGUGAAUGGCGCAGUGCAAAAAUUGCCGGCUUGUCACGAUGGACCUGAAGGAAGCUGCGCGCUGGAUCGCUUUGAGCAAUUCGUGAGGGAGAGGACGGAAGAGUACAAGGGUGUGGAAGAGGCUUGCGAGGGCACCAAGACUUAGAUAAGCGAGAGAAAGAAAAAGGUGAAGACGAACACGAUUACGAUUUCGAUUAGGUAGACUGCUUGAACGCAUCCACCGAUCAGACUUCUAUAGUAUCUCAAAUCGCAAUUUGCAAUAUAUUCAGCAUAGCAUAGC